AAGUUAGUAAAUACUUCUUCUUUUUUUUGCACUUUUGUUGUUAGUUCCGUUAUGCGGUUUUGUACUUUACUGCACAAGGAGCUAAUAAUUAGAUAGUGUGUAAAGUGAUUUCGACCUCAUAUUAUAACUAAGGAAUGUCUUUGUUGCAAUGAGUAUAAAUAUCCACUAUGUAGGAGAACCUGUUCAUAUCAUUCUUCGAUUGCUAGCAGAUUUAAAGCUAACACAAUGAAGAUGUACCUUUUGGGUUUAAUGGUUGCAGUGUGCAUUGGUGGAGCAUCGUCACAUUGGGCGAAUCAGUGGGAUAAACCAUUCAGAUUCUCCUGCCCCAAAGGUGGCGUUAUCAGAUCGCUUUUCUCGAUACACAACAACCACCGCGAAGAUCGACGUUGGAUUAUCAAUUGUGGUUUGAACCUCAGGUUAAGCCGUGGAAAAUGGACUAGAUUUGUAAACCGAUAUGACAAGAGUUUCCGAUUCCGGUGUCCAGCAAGAAACGGUAUAAUAACAGGAUUCGGAGGAGUACAUAACAAUCAUAAAGAAGACAGACGAUUCCGCUUUAAAUGCGCGAGAUUUAUUAACAAAGUUCCUUACAAUUGCAGGUGGACAGGGUUUUUGAACAAGUUUGACAAAGUCCUUAACUUUCACGUGAGACGCAACCGCUUUAUUAGGGGCAUGAGAAGUGUACAUAACAACCACUUUGAAGACCGACGAUUUUCCCUGUUAGUUUGCAGUUACCGUCACUUUAAAGGCUGAUGAAGAACAGUCGCUUUAAUGUUAUGAUAGCUAAUAGUUUCUUCAUAAAUAUACGUAAAGCAUGCAA
Molecule: messenger RNA, 817 nt
Organism: Hydractinia symbiolongicarpus
Lineage: Eukaryota; Metazoa; Cnidaria; Hydrozoa; Anthoathecata; Hydractiniidae
Product: millepora cytotoxin-1-like
Exons: 4
Coding region: 226-750 (174 amino acids)
Biological process (GO): collagen fibril organization
Cellular component (GO): extracellular matrix
Molecular function (GO): extracellular matrix structural constituent
Source: RefSeq, a predicted model, not a curated record